Messenger RNA from Bactrocera oleae (olive fruit fly), 2003 nucleotides. It is a transcript of the gene Cyp9c1, whose product is annotated as Cytochrome P450 9c1. Gene Ontology annotation, molecular function: oxidoreductase activity, acting on paired donors, with incorporation or reduction of molecular oxygen; iron ion binding; heme binding. The record is from RefSeq and is a predicted model, not a curated record. Lineage: Eukaryota; Metazoa; Arthropoda; Insecta; Diptera; Tephritidae.
AUUGUCUCUCUCUUCAUAAGUUAGGACGUCAUUCAUCUGGAAUUAUUUCAUCAAAAUCGCUCUCUAUUUAACUAGCUUGUAGUUGAGUAAGAGCACCUAGUAGCGAUAAAGGUCGGCUGUGUUCGUGAUUACUGUAUAAAUUGUGAAAUAUGUCAAUAACAAUAUUUAUUAAGUCAAUAUAUCUCGAUCCCUGCGGUGUUCAUAAAGCUUCUAUCGUUUUAUCGUUAAAAAUUACUUGCAUACUCAGUGAUGGCUCUCGUAGAAGUACUAAUUCUUUUGGCUGUUGUUGUGUUUUUGUUUUACAAAUGGAGUGUUUCUAAAUAUCACAUUUUUCGUGAUCGGGGGAUACCGCACGACCAGCCAACUCCUUUGAUUGACACUAAAAUUUUCAUGGGAAAAUCAUCUUUUAUAAAAUUUAUUAUCGAUCGAUAUCAAGCUUUUAAAAGCAGUACAAUUUAUGGAAUUUAUUCGAUGCGUGAUUGCAAAAUUCACAUUCGUGACUUGGAACUCAUCAAAAAGGUGGUAAUAAAAGACUUUGAUUCAUUCCCAAGUUUGAUCGUUUUGAAAGACCAAAAGUGGCGGGAAAUGCGAAAUUGUUUGUCACCCGCGUUCACUGGAAGCAAAAUGCGUUUGAUGUUUAUGCUGGUCAACGAAUGUGUGAUUAAAGCGGUUAACUACAUCACCAGUGAGAUUCAAGCGAGUGGCAAUAAUGAGGUGGACGUCGAAAUGAAAGAUUUUUUUACAAGAUUCACAAAUGACGCUAUUGCAUCCACGGCAUUCGGCAUACGAAUUAAUUCAUUCAAUGAUCGAAACAAUGAGUUCUAUCAGACAGGAAAAGCAGUAACUGAAUUUACUGGUUUCAUUUUAUUUAAAGCUAUCUUAUUUGGACUUAUUCCAAAAGUGAUGAAGGUGUUACGUAUAAAACUGUUUGACGGCAAAAUUCUUAAUUACUUCAACCACUUGGUAAUCGAUGGAAUGAAAUACCGAAAAGAACACAAUAUUGUACGCCCCGAUAUGAUACACCUUUUGAUGGAAGCUAAGCAGCACUACAAAGAAACAUCGGAUUUGGAGGGAGAAAAUGCUGAAUUAACUAAUGAAGACCUUUUAGCUCAGUGUACGCUGUUCUUCGUUGCCGGAUUUGAAACCGUAUCCGCUUGUUUGUGUUUCACAGCGCAUGAGUUGCUCGAAAACCCCGAAAUUCAAAAUAAACUUUACGUAGAGAUUUUGGAUACGCAAAAGUCACUGGACAGAAACGCCUUACACUACGAUACACUUAUGAAGAUGAGCUAUACGGAUAUGGUUAUAUCGGAGUCUUUACGUAAAUGGCCCCCAGCAAUCAUAACAGAUCGUAUUUGUUCCGCCGAUUAAAAACUUAAGGAUGACGAAGGAAGUUUCAUUGCUGAAAUUAAAAAAGGAGACAAUAUAUUUGUACCCAUAAUUGGCAUUCAUCGUCAUCGCGAAUACUAUUCUAAUCCGAACCAGUUUGACCCCGAACGAUUUUCCGAUGAAAAUAAAAGUAAAAUUAAUCCAAUGAGCUAUUUACCCUUUGGUGUGGGUCCCAGAAUGUGUAUAGGAAAUCGGCUGGCACUGAUGGAAGUCAAAGCAAUUAUUUACCAUAUUAUCUUGAAUUUCAAAAUUAUGCGGACAGAGAAGACAUGCGAAAACAUAAUGGAGUCCAUUUCCGGAUUCACCUUAAUACCGAAAGAACGCUUCUGGAUGAAAUUGGUUCCAAGGAACCCCUAAAGAUAUUCAUAUUAUUGCUUAGCUUUCUGGCCAAUAAUUUCAACCAAAAUGAUUUUGAGUAUAAAAAACAAGGCUAAAAUUAAAAUUUAGUUUAAUUUGGAAACAAAGGAUUAGACUUGAAAAUCGCUGCUCACGCGUCUUUUUUCAUCAGAACUCGAUCCAGUGGCAGCACCCUAUGAUUUCGUUCGACAUCGUUUCCGCAUGGCUGUCUUUAUUAAAAUACUUAAAAAAGUUACAUUGGGUGUAAAUAAAAUCUUAUC